Molecule: messenger RNA, 846 nt
Organism: Nerophis lumbriciformis (worm pipefish)
Lineage: Eukaryota; Metazoa; Chordata; Actinopteri; Syngnathiformes; Syngnathidae
Gene: emc6
Product: ER membrane protein complex subunit 6
Biological process (GO): protein folding in endoplasmic reticulum; autophagosome assembly
Cellular component (GO): EMC complex; endoplasmic reticulum; membrane
Source: RefSeq, a predicted model, not a curated record
UUCCUUGCGAAUAGCAUGGACACUAUCUGGCUCCGGGUAUCAUACACACUGGAAUAAAUUUGCGUUUCCCUGGCAAUUCUGGCUAACAUUCGUCCAAGCUGUUUCAUUUUCAAGUCGGCAACGUAACUUUUUACGGAUGAUGCGUUUGUGAUUGCGCCGUCAAAGGAGCAAAAUAAUCCCUUUCGUUGACCUCCGGCAUUUUCCUGCCACCGGCAACCACAGCCAAGAUGGCAGCCGUUGUCGCCAAGCGAGAGGGGCCACAGUUCAUCAGCGAAGUGGCCAUGAGGGGCAACGCCGCCGUGCUGGACUAUUGCCGUACCUCCGUGUCAGCGCUGUCCGGAGCUACAGCUGGUAUCCUGGGUUUGACGGGACUGUAUGGCUUCGUUUUUUACGUUUUGUCCUCGUUCCUCUUGUCUCUGCUGCUCAUUCUCAAGGCUGGGCGGCGAUGGAACAAAUGCUUCAAGUCCAGGCGGCUACUCUUCACUGGGGGCCUCGUUGGAGGUCUUUUCACCUACGUCCUGUUCUGGACUUUCCUUUAUGGAAUGGUGCACGUAUACUAAACCCGUCCCCUUGCUCCUGAACUAAUUCAACUUGAUUUGAUCUGUAGAUGAGCCAGAAUAGUUAGAAUUGUAUUCCACUAUGACCUGCUGAUAUAAGAGGGAGCGUGUUAAUAAUUCCAAUUGUCCUCCCACACUUGCUACUACUCGCAGUGCCCGUAACUUUUAUUUUUGUGUGGUUAUAGUGUUACAUCUACGGAGCACACCACCUUCAUCUACACUUAAUGUGCAGUACUGAUGUUAGAUACAUAAAAUGUGAUUACUAAUUGAAAUAAAUACCUCUCAACAA